CCACAAGUGUCAUGUGAUACAGCACAGCCAAUGAACUUUUCAUGGCGAGAAUGAGCGCCCACUUACAGUAAAGACUGGUAGAACCCCCGGACGACUCUCCACUGGAACGGACUCUACCACCCCUUAUAGUGAUUAUUCUGUUCCUUUUAGUACAACAGCGUCCCCCAUCCUCUGCGAGCUGUGAUGGUCCUGGGGACUCGUGUACCACGGACAUGGAGCUUACAUUGCCGUCAGCAACUGAAGAGCUUCUGCGAGAAAUAAAACUCAAGUACCAGGAGACCUCACAAGUUUCUGACGAACAUCUCCUGGGACUGAAAUUUAUCUUUGGGCCCACAGCCCUCUAUGCCUUGGAUUUAGUCGAUCAACAUUCGGUAACACAUGUCACAAGUCCCAGCGGAAGGAGCACUUUCCAGGUUACUGGAAGUUCAGGCAAAGUCUACACCUGUUACAAGGCCUGUCACUACUGUUCCUGUCCUGCCUUCUCUUUCUCUGUGCUCAGAAGAAAUGAAAGCUUGAUGUGCAAACAUAUUCUUGCAGUCUACCUGAGUCAAGCCAUAGGGUGCUGCCAAGAUCUCUCUGUGUCUGAUAAGCAGAUGGGUGAAAUUCUACUGGCCAAAGAAGACUAAUGCCACAUGAUGACCGGUGGUGAGAAUGGGACUGCUGUGGGAUUGGGAAACCACAAGUACUGUUACUUACAAAGCCUAAUUGUUUAUUUUAUUUUACUUGUAUUAAAGAUGUAACAAAAGUUGUUAAUUCCUACAAGCAGUCUUCCAUUAUGUCAGAUGUUUUUCAAGGUAUUUUCUUUUUUUUUUUAAACUGAAGUUGUAAAACAGAGGCUAAUGCUUUAUAUGUUAAUGGGAUUAAGAUUGUUAGUUUUUUUUCCUGUUUGUACCAUUCAAGCUAUUUGUGCAAUAAAUAUGAUCAAGUUGUACCCAUGUUGGGUUUU
Hyla sarda is the source of this 946-nucleotide messenger RNA. RefSeq names its product zinc finger SWIM-type containing 7 (gene ZSWIM7). The record is from RefSeq and is a predicted model, not a curated record. Gene Ontology annotation, biological process: double-strand break repair via homologous recombination. Gene Ontology annotation, cellular component: Shu complex. The coding region runs from base 213 to 626 and encodes 137 amino acids. NCBI's taxonomy places the organism in Eukaryota, Metazoa, Chordata, Amphibia, Anura, Hylidae. The transcript has 6 exons. Gene Ontology annotation, molecular function: zinc ion binding.